ACCCUGGACAACGCAGCUCUAGAAAAAACUGCAGGUCACUGUGCUGUAGGCAACACGUGUCGGUGACAUAUGCAUAUGCCAUGAAACAUGGGCAGCUAAUCGCACCCAAGGUCAACCCAUCUAGCAGGUGAUGCUAUCAGAAGUCCUGCAGGUGCUGCGUGGGGCAGGUAAGGUGGGGUCUGCCCUGGUCACCACCCAGGGAGAACAUCUCCGAUUAAUGGCCUGCAACUCCUCCAUGGGAGCAGGGGUCAAAGCUGCUCAGGAUGUGGUGGAGGGACUGAUGGGCACCUUUAUGGGCGGCAGCAGUGCGCAGUCAAUAAAGGAGGAAGUGUUUCCGGAUGCGGAGGGUUGGGAGAAUAUGGACCCUAAUGAAGCAGCCAAAUGGGCCAUGGGGUCAGAGUUCCCAACUGAUGAGCCGGAGCAAAGCGAGACAGAAGCUGGAUCUGCAGCAGAGAUACCAACAGGAGUUCCUCCACCCCCCGGGGUAGCCCCUGCAGGAGCGGGCUGGCCGGGACAGAGCGCUCGCUUUCUCCACACGACCCACUGUCUCCACAGGUACUUCUGCCAGACCAGGUCUGUUCACAACACGGUGGUGACCAGACUCACACCAGAGGACAUCAAGAAAGCCAGGGAGGCCAAGCAGGCUCUGGUCAAACCUGUCAGACAGAAGCUGAGUGACCGUGCCAGAGAGAGGAAGGUGCCAUCCACAAGAAUCAGCAGACUGGUUAAUUUUGGAGGACUGGCAGUAGGACUUGGAGUUGGUGCCAUUGCAGAAAUUGCAAAACAGUCAUUUGGAGGCAAACAAAAAGGAGACAUGAGUGCUCUGUUAGACUCUCCUCUCAUGUCAGAGGCCAAUGCUGAGAGAAUAGUCAACACACUGUGCAAGGUCCGUGGGGCUGCAUUGAAGAUAGGACAGAUGCUCAGCAUUCAAGACAACUCCUUCAUCAACCCCCAGCUACAGAAGAUCUUUGAGAGAGUCCGGCAGAGCGCAGACUUCAUGCCGGCCUGGCAGAUGACUAAAGCUCUCGAGAAGGAACUGGGGUCAGGCUGGCGAGAGAAGCUAUCAUCCUUUGAAGAUAAACCGUUCGCUGCAGCUUCCAUCGGCCAGGUGCAUCAUGGGGUGUUGAAAGAUGGUAGAGAAAUCGCCAUGAAGAUCCAGUACCCUGGAGUGGCAGAGAGCAUCCACAGUGACAUAAACAACCUGAUGUCAGUUCUGAAAAUGAGCCUGGUCCUGCCAGAAGGUCUGUUUGCUGACAGCAGCUUAGAGGUUCUUCAGAGGGAGCUGGCAUGGGAGUGUGACUAUAAGAGGGAGGCCGAGUGUGCCAAAAAGUUCAGGUCCCUGCUGGAGGGAGAUGAGUUUUUCCAAGUCCCUGAGGUGAUCGAUGAGCUGUCAGGCCGCACAGUGCUGGCAAUGGAGCUGGUACAGGGAGUCCCACUAGACCGCUGUGUAGACCUGGACCAGGAGACCAGGAACCAGAUUUCUUUCAACAUCCUCCAGUUGUGUCUCCGGGAGUUGUUUGAGUUCAGGUUCAUGCAGACAGAUCCAAACUGGGCCAACUUUUUCUAUAACUCUGACACCAACAAGGUCAUUCUGUUGGACUUUGGAGCGUGCAGAAGCUACCCAGAAUCAUUCACAGAUGACUACAUACAGGUGGUGCACGCGGCUUCCGUGGGUGAUCGAGCCACUGUUCUUUCCAAAUCGAAGGACCUGAAAUUCCUGACAGGCUUCGAGGCCAAGGCCUUUGAGGAUGCCCAUGUGGAGGCGGUGAUGAUCCUCGGUGAAGCCUUUGCGUCUGCGGAGCCCUUUGACUUCGGGACCCAGAGCACCACCCAGCGCAUCCAGAGCCUCAUCCCUAUCAUGCUACGCCACCGCCUCACCCCUCCGCCUGAGGAGACAUACUCCCUUCACCGCAAGAUGGCCGGCUCCUUCCUCAUUUGCUCCAAACUGAAUGCACGUAUAUCGUGCAGGGACAUGUUCCUGAACGUGUACAACACCUACAACCAGAGGAGGCAGGCGGAGCAUGCAGCACAGGCCAGUGCUUAGACGCUCAGGGACAAGGUUGUUAAAUAUAAAUAAAUAUGUCUAGGACUUUUUCAGAGUUGGCUGCAAAGUAAAGGGACAGAAAGGAUGUGGUCUUUAAUCUUGAAGUGGAGACACUGGAUGAGACUUGCCUAAGACUUUACACCAUGCCAAUAUGUAACCGACUAUGGAAACGUGCUCUAAUGAGGACCAUGAAUGUGCUUGCCUUUCUCUGCCUGUCUCCUUUCAGUGCUUCACUGACAUCAGUGUGAGGGUGUAAUGAUGUGGGGAUCCCACCCCAACAUGUCACUCGAGGCUCAACUAAGCUCUCACUCUCAUGUACAGACAAACAUAAAUACUUAAUAACGUGCUAAAGCCCAAAUGGUUAUGUUACUGAUUCAGUGUAUAUGUUAAUUAAAGAGAGGAUUAUUUAAUUCAUUUUUAGUGUUUGUUGGUGUGUGUUUGACCAUGUUGGCCCAAUGGUUACAUCUCUCGUCACUGCAAAUGCACUACACAGUGCUGCGGUACACUUAAGCAAGCUUUGUGUGCAGUUUAUCAAAAGGCAAGAUGUACUGUAUAUUUCCUUUGUGCUCGCCUGGCUAAAAACGAAUAAAUUCUGACUCCUA
This is a messenger RNA of Micropterus dolomieu (smallmouth bass), 2646 nucleotides long. It is a transcript of the gene coq8b, whose product is annotated as coenzyme Q8B. The transcript has 17 exons. Bases 131 to 2044 code for a protein of 637 amino acids. Gene Ontology annotation, cellular component: extrinsic component of mitochondrial inner membrane. Gene Ontology annotation, biological process: ubiquinone biosynthetic process. Gene Ontology annotation, molecular function: kinase activity. The record is from RefSeq and is a predicted model, not a curated record. NCBI's taxonomy places the organism in Eukaryota, Metazoa, Chordata, Actinopteri, Centrarchiformes, Centrarchidae.